UCAUAUGAUUUCGUUUUUCAAUCGUUUUGUUUCUUCUGCUAAUCAUUUGUGAUGUUUUAAAGUUUUUAUGUUGAUUUAACAUUUGGAUUAAAUAUUUGUGAUAGAAAUAUCCUUUUGAAAGUUAAAUUACAGUCUCUUAAAAUGUUUUACAAAAAAAUGUGGACAAAGAAGUAAGUUGUAGACGCAACAGGAAAACCAUACGUGAUUCAACAUUUGGAGAGAAAGACGCACUGACUUAAAACCUGGUUUGCAUCUUGAUGCAGGAAGUUAGAUAUAUAUUUGAGAAACAGUGAUUCUUUUGACAUGUAUAGCCAGGCUAUCUUCUGGGAUUUAGUCUAAGCAUGUUAACCUCUGUUCGGGUUUACAAAUACGAUCACUUUGUCGAAGGAGGAGCAGUACUCUAUCUGUAAUAAGACGAUGAUCUACUCGGGAGUUUUCCUGACAUAUUGGGAUUUAUAUUUAAAGUGAAAAGUGUGAAGUGACUCUUAAGUUAAAAAAAAUUAGCUUCUGGAUACUGGGGAGGAUAAAUGGCUAGAGAAUGAUUAAUGCCUUAAAUUGUGCAACUGAAGUGGAAUGUUUAAGUGUGUGAGAAAGUUUAUAGAGACUGAUAUGAUGGAAUAGUUUUGUUAUUGGUUCUGUUGAGAUUAAUGUGGUUAUAACUAACAUUUAGUUUUCAGUGUUUUGUUGUAAUUCAUUGUGUUUUCAUUUCUAACAACGGCGGAGAGGAAAGGAUAUAACAUGAAAAUUUAUUUUCCAACAAGGAAAGUGUAACAUUGUUUGAUACAUUAAAUUUUUCAUUGCCAAAUUCCGUUGUAACUUUAAUCAAAACAUGGAAAUUGAUAUGUAAAGAUUAUAUAAUCUAUAAUCUACAAGUGAAAUCAUGGCAAAUUCUACAACAGAAAUUCAGACAAACAGUUCAAGUACUGUAAUGUCUACAGUUAUAGAUGCAUCCUAUCCUCUGUCAACCAGUGACCUACAUUCAUCCUCUGACAUCCCUAGGAGUUUAUCAGUGACUUUGGAUGUCACUUCACAACUGCAGUCAGACACAAGUAUGUCAACUGUUUCCCCCUCCUCAAAUCCCUCCUCUAACAGUCAGACAGUUAGUCCCUCCAUGACUCUGUCUCCAUCAUUCAUGCCAAGUUCUUUUUCAGAUUCCUCAGUUUUAGAGUUCAGCCAGACACCAACACCAUUCUCUGAAUCUCAAGUGACAUCAACUGAUUUAGUGGAGAGAUUAGAAGAAUUAUCUUCUAAUAUUGUACAAUCUAGUCUAUCAUCCAGUGUAUCUUCCAGCUCUGACAUUUCACCUGAUGUAACUUCUUCCAUAUUAUCAUCCAUCCUUGAGAAAUCCAUUGAAUACAUAGAUUCAGUGCCUUCAUUAGUUUCCCCUUCUACAACAUCUUCCCAAUCCACAGUGAUAACUUCCUCUGCAUUGUCAUCAUCCAUAUCAGAGACCGCCAUCCCAUCUUCCACUGGUCUUAGACCAUCAUCAAAUGUUGCAUUUUCAUCCACAUCAUCACAAGAAUCUUCACCUACAUUUUACCCUGCCAGUUCCACUUUGAUGUCUUCCACACAACCCCAGUCUUCCUUUUCAAGUCCUUUUGUAUCUUCCACUCCAACACAAAUUCCACUUUCCACCCAAGGCAUUAGUACUAAUCCUAUAAUAGUCCUGCCAUCUUCAUCCAUGGAGACACAUUCUCCUACCAGCAUCCUUCCAGUGUUGCCAGCUUCAAGCAAAGUUUUACCACCAGGUGUUGGAUCAACAACAGAAAAGACAAAUGAUACAGUCACUGCCACACAAGCACCAGUACUGGGGACUGGACUUGAGCUUAUCAUCGCCUUGUCAAUUAUUGGAGCUGGACUUCUCAUCUUCCUCGUCAUUAUAAUCUGUGUCUGUUGGAGGAGGAAGAAAUCGGGAAAGCAAGAGAAAUAUGAUCCUAAUGCUGUAACAGAGGAUCUAUGGGUCUCAAGGGAAGUACCCCUCAAUCAUGUGGACCCAAUCCCCCAAAUCAAGACUUUUAGUGAGGUGGAUGGGGGCAGCAUUAAAUUAAGAAAUGGAAUAACCCAUUUCAAUACAGCUACAGUCAGGAGAAGUUACAGUCCAGCCUUCAGACACAAUGUCAGAUUUUUUGAUGAGGUUGACGAAAAAUAUGUUGCGAUCUUUAACUUUGAGGGAAAGAAUGAAGAGUAUCUGACCUUGAAGGAGGGAGAUGUUGUUGUGGUUACCAAUAGAGAUGAUAAUGGCUGGUGGACAGGAAGUCUGAGGGGGAAAACAGGAUUUUUUCCAGGAACGUAUGUUAAAGAAGCCCCACCAGAGGUGGAAUUUGAUAAGAGUAAGUCAUUACUAAGCAAUGGAACACAGCCUUUUGAAAUACUCCUUGAUACUGACACAAAUGCCCCCCGCCCAGUGUCCUCUUUUAUGUCCCCAGAGACAGGAUUUACCAAGAGGGCAUCUACACUCCAGAGGGAAUCUAGCAAAGGCUCCACACUAACCAGGCACACACUUGGUAAGGAGGUGGCCAUUCCUCAUGUACCUGAUGAAAAGGAGGAGGAGGAGGAGGCAGGUAUCAAAAAGAGGAGGUCAACCAUCUCCCCUGUCAAGGAGGACUUCAAUGUUGAAGGGAUCCAGUUUAAGGUGCUGUACAACUAUACUGCUAACUUUAAGGAAGAGAUGAGUCUCCAUGAGGGGGAGAUAGUCACUGGAAUUAGGAAGGAUCGCAAUGGCUGGAUGUAUGGACGCAAAAACCGCACCAAUGAAGUCGGGCAUUUCCCAGCUGUUUAUGUGGAAAAAGCUACCCAGGAGGAUAUUGAGGCAGCCAGCUUCUCUCAGUAUGGAUACCCUGAUGAAGAGACCGUGUACAAACAGCUACAUGUCAACAGGACGAGUCACCAUGAUGAAGAUCUCAUUGGCAUUGAACAUCGAGCUCUUCACUGCUAUGCUGCAGAGGAUGAACAUGAUUUGUCAUUUGAUAAAGGGGACACAAUUCUUGUGUAUGAAGUCAAUGACAAUGGUUGGUGGAGGGGUAGUCGAGGGGACGAGGUGGGCUGGUUCCCAGGAAGUUAUGUACAGGCAGUUAGGCCUCCAGAGCUUGUGGAUGAAGAUCCAACAGAGCUGAAAUACAAAGGACCAGGUGAGCUCACUGUUCUAUCGGAGGACAGAGUCCGCUCUAGUUCCUUCUUAUCGGUGGGGUCAGGAACAAACAUAUCCAAGACCUCAGAUGAGGAAACAUUAUCUAUCUGCUCCACUGGCACCACAGACAGCAGGAGGCGCCCAGUCAGGAAAGCACCACCUCCUCCAAAAGAUUCUAAGAGCCCACGUACCCCCAAACAACAGCCACCAAGACCACCAUCACAUGUACCGUGGGCUAAUCAAACUUCAUCUACUCCAAAUGAUAAAUCAACCAACCAGAGUCAAGACUCCAGUCUGAAUGGGAACAACAAGAGUAUUAAUGACUCUGAUUCAGUGGAUGGAGGUGCUAAUAAAUCUUUUAAACCAGAUAUACCAAAACGGUUUAUAAAACCGAAACUGGUGAAAGUGUCCAAGAAGAAAAUAAACCUGAAACCUUCUUCCAGUUCUGUUAGGGCUGCUAAGUCUCCUCCACCUCCUCGCCCAGAAUUUCCGAAACACAUACCCAAGAGUCCACUCAACAGAAGUAAAGAUGAGAGCAAUCGGUACAGUAAACUCAAUGGCACUCAGAGCUCCCUAUCAGAGAGCCAAGAAGUGAGAUCUAACAGCCAGAAUAACUCUGCUAUGAUAGACUCAGAUAUCAGUGGGGUGGAAGCUCUACAGUUAUCUAACUCAUCAAAGGACCAAAGUUCUGUGCAAAAUAAGAGUGAAAAUGGAGGUUUUCCUAAUUCUACAGGUGGAAAUUCUGAACCAAAAAGUAGGGAACAAAGUGACAAAACUUCUACACUAUCAACCUUUAAGAACAAACCUAAUGAACUUUCUCCCAGUGAAGCAAGACAUUCAACACCAAAAUACCAUGAAACUCCUAAAUUUUCUGACCCUCCAAUAUUUGAUGGUAAGAAAGUGAAUGGAAAUGUUGAUGCUAACAGUGCUGUACCAGAAUCAGAGACAAGCAUCACUGAAGUUUCAGGAUUAGAUGAAACUGACAGUGACAUGAAGAGCCCCAAAGUUCCACCUAGUCCUAAACGUAGCCGCCUUCCUAUGCUUUCAGGAGAUGCCGGGGCCAAUGCUCAUCGAGCUCGUUCUAAAGAACGUCCACCUCCAGUUGCUCCAAAACCACACAACAGGAUUUCUCAGAUUCAACGACUGAGGUCAUUAGAGCGCAGUCAUUCAGAAGUUGAUUCUUCACAAGAUCAGUCAUCAUUACAGGAUGAUAGCAGCAGUAUCUUGAUACAUGAUGGCUUGGAUUCUUCAAAUAAUAAUUCCUCAUACAUGAAUGAUAGUCACAAUCAAAAUACCUCUAGCUCUAAUAUUAGGAAACCAAGCAUACCUGUUCCACAGAAUCCCCAGAAGUCUCCUUUGAAACAGUCUUCUAACAGCAGUCGUAUUCCCAAAACAGCUAGUGGUGCUACAAAAAGACCUAGUUCAGCAAUGUCUGGAAAACCUGCAGAAAAUAUUGGUAAAGAUUUCACUCGGCAGACAUCAACCACAUCUGGUGGCUUUGAAACUGCUUCUCCGGGAAAACCCCCAACUCCCAAACCCAAAAGACCUGACAAUCCACCAAACAGAGUUGACAGUAAUGUGUCAUCUCGAAGGAAAACCAGUGCUAGUCCAAGUCGCAUUCCUUUAGGGAAAUCUCCAACUCGCAAACCCUCUGACUCUGGUGCUAAAACAAAAAUACCUCAAAAUCAUUCUCCAGAAAAGAAAUCCAGUGAUGUGGACAAUAAAACAGUGCCAUCUAAGAUUCCCACUGCCCCUUCAACAGAGGGACAAAGGGGUAACCUCACUAAGGCUUCCUCUCUAGAAAAUCAGAAUGGUCACUCCAAAGCACCCCCUACUGAUGCCCAAAAGGGUAGCCCCUCAAAGAGGGGGCGGAGUGCCAUCCCAAAGUUACCAAGACCCAAUAAACCAUUUGUACCACCUGAUAAAGUAGGAGCAGGGGGAGACAACCCAUCAGUUCACACAAAUCAAAGGCACCAAAUGAAGAAAGCUGUGUCUGGGUAUGAAGCUCUCAAUGAAGGGGAGCUGUCUUUCAAUGAAGGAAGUCUCAUAACUGAAAUUAGUCAGGAUUUGGACCACCCUGGCUGGUGUGUUGGGCGCCUGCCUGAUGGUACCACUGGCAGAUACCACUCUAGUUUUGUAGAGGAUCUCUCCCCACAAGAACUUGCCAUGGUAUAGCUCACUCCAACAAUAUAUGUUGCAUUGUCUUGCCAGAAAAGAAGAAAUGAAUAUAUACAUUCAAUCAUUCAGUGUUCUUCACUUAAGUUAUUUGACUAAAUAUGUUGAAUGUGUUUCUGAAAUAUAUACAUCAAUUAAAUAUAUACAUCAAUUAAUAGUAUAGAAUGGGGGAAAAUGUGAGACUGUGUAGUUUCUUUUAUCAGAACAACCAAAAAUACUUGUUUGACUGCAAUAUUAAGUGUUCUACUUGUUUUAAGAUAAUGUUACCCUGUGUUUAUUGGCAACGUAUUUCAUUCAAAUAAUACUUGCAAUUUUGAAUGUUCUUAAAAUGUGCAUUAAUUUUACAGGUUUAGUGCUUUGAUCAUUUUACUUUUUAUGGUUGUUUUUAUUAUGUAUAGUUUAUUUCUUUGUGAAAUUCAUUGUAUCAAUAAAAAAUUAGUAAAUGUCCAUCACGUUUGUUGAACUGAACUGAAUUGAACAAGAUUUUCAGUUGUAUAUUUAGUACAAAAAGAAGUCUUUAGUGCCAACAUUUUAAUUUCAAUGAGUGAACAGCUUUAAAAAUAAACACGAGUUUUAUAAAACUAAA
Messenger RNA from Saccostrea echinata, 5888 nucleotides. RefSeq names its product mucin-2-like. NCBI's taxonomy places the organism in Eukaryota, Metazoa, Mollusca, Bivalvia, Ostreida, Ostreidae. The coding region runs from base 881 to 5302 and encodes 1473 amino acids. The record is from RefSeq and is a predicted model, not a curated record. Gene Ontology annotation, molecular function: protein binding. The transcript is spliced from 14 exons.